Molecule: messenger RNA, 1206 nt
Organism: Lactuca virosa
Lineage: Eukaryota; Viridiplantae; Streptophyta; Magnoliopsida; Asterales; Asteraceae
Source: the annotation of a GenBank genome assembly
CGACCGCCUUACAAUAUCGUUAUCUUCUAUUGUUCUCUUGCGGUUGCCGCCAUCACCGCCAUCCUUUCCACCAAUGAUAUUUAUUGCGCUUUGUUUAUUUCUUUUCCUCUUUCGUACCUCUUUCUUUUUAUCUCAAUUUGCUCCCAAUUUCAUCAGGAAGCCUUCCAUGUCUGUAACCCCCUUCCAGUCGUUUCUUUUUCUUUCUUGCAAAAUAUUCCACCGACUAUUUCCUUUUCUUUCUUCCAAACGAGAAAGAUGAUGAAGAGAGCAGAUGUGUCGCUGCUGCUGGUGGUCAGUGACGGCGUCACCAGAGUGCAGGAAUGGCGACAAAUUCCAACACCGAUUGAACCAUCUAUUUUCCCGAUUUCGGCAUCCGACUUCUUCCGUAGAUAUAGAUUUCGCUUAAUCCAUGGAUGCUCUAAUUGAGUAAUUCUCCAACUCGCAAAUGGAGUUUAGUCAAACAUACCUCAAGUGCUUCCAUCAUUUUCUGUCCCUAAAGAGUUUAGUCAUUUCAAGUGCUUCCAGCAUUUUCUGUCCCUAAAGAGUUUAGUCAUUUCAAGGCCUUAAUCCCAACUGCUAUGCUCAUUACUGUUGUCGCUAUACUGGAAUCUGUGGGGAUUGAUAAAGCUUUCGCAGUAAGGAAUGGAUAUGAACCUGACUCUAAUCAAGAGCAUCAUUCUCCAAGAAAAUUAUUCAGUUAUACCCCUAACUAAUUAAGGUUGACAUUUGAAAGAAAGUUUGAUAAAGUACUUCAACUGCUCGAUGAAAUGCUUCAACCAGGGUCAACACGUGUGUUCGUAUUAUAGUCUUUAUGGGAUUUACAAAUACGGGCCGGGUUGUAAAUAUGAUCAGCCUGUGAUGGUAUAUUCGUAUAAUUACACCAUGGGGAAUGAUGACAUCAUCAGUUCUCCCAUAUGCAACAGGGCUGAUUUUCGUCAACUUGCAAAUCAAGGGAGUUGGGCUAAGAACACUCCUGGAAAAGGAGCCACUAUGAGACCACAGAAGUCUGGGAGUGGAAGAGUUGUUGAAGCUUCUCUUUCAUCAUCUCCUUCAUUGAAAGGGAAAAGAGAUGUGAUGGCUAAACAUUCAGAGGCCAUGGACUUCAGAGAUUUGUGCAAAAAUGAAUGUGUCAUGCUUCUUGGAUCCAAAGGCCUCCUAUAUUUUGGGACUGCAAAUCUCUAUCGUGGCAUCAGAGACGACUUUUAA